Mixia osmundae IAM 14324 is the source of this 1275-nucleotide messenger RNA. RefSeq lists its product as uncharacterized. NCBI's taxonomy places the organism in Eukaryota, Fungi, Basidiomycota, Mixiomycetes, Mixiales, Mixiaceae. The transcript has a single exon. The record is from RefSeq and is a predicted model, not a curated record. The coding region runs from base 276 to 974 and encodes 232 amino acids.
CCCGGCCUGGCUGAUCAACACAUCAAUGUCCUUGUCUGACACUUGCAAUGUCUCCACUAGAUCCACCGACUUGGGCAGGGGAUCCUGCACGGACACAUCACAAUGACUGCCUUGGUGCAGAGCGCGGGGACAAAUCAGAUCUCACGCGGCUCUUUGCAACGACUAGCCAGAUCAUCUAUCGUACGUGAGGUGCUCAAUAUGCCACGCAGCAGUGAGUUUAUUCCUCGUCGUCUGCAAUUUCAGACUCCUCCACGACCGGCUAUCAUGUUCAAGGCAUGCCAUUGGAGCGAGUCGAGAUGCCUGUGCCAGAAUCAAUCCAACGCUGGCUUGGCCACGAUCAGCUCGAUGCUGUCCUGACCGAUGGCAAGCUCGUCGGCAUGCACAGAGCGCUCGUCAUGCCUGCAAGCGUGACGAUGGUUGACGACGCGUGCUUGUCUGCCACCGGGCUCUUUCUGAUCUCGGCAGGGCGCAACUUGUGGCUCGGCUCGGCAAAGUGUGCAAGCUCAUGGACUUGUCUCAGCGAAGAAGCCAGCGAGCUGGAGCAGCUUGUCGCUGGCGGCGCGCACUUUCUGCUCCUGAGCCAGUCAGGCGGGCUGUCGGGGAUGGGCGAUAACCGAUUUGGUCAGUUGGGCGUCACGCGACCAGUCCGAGUCGAACGUCCGACGCGAAUCGAGACAGACGAGCUCGAGAUCGUUCAGAUAGCAGCAGGCGAUCUUCACAGCGCAUUUGUAACUCGUCAAGGCGGUCUCUACGUUUUCGGAGACGACACGAAUGGUCAAGUUGGCGGUCUGGGAGGAGGCGAGCCUUGCUUCGUCGACCUGGGCGAGGAUGUCGAUGUGCAGUCUGUUCUGUGUGGAACCACGUAUACCAUCGCUCGCACCACCCAAGGCGCUUUCGUGGCCGGCACUGACGCGCACCACGAGCUCGGGUCGUUCGGUCGGGCGACUUACCCCGCCUUCGUAGCUGUCGACUGACAUAGCCAGCCAAUUGGGCGUUAUGCGCUUCGGCCAACCGUUUUUGCAACUUAGAUAGCAUGUCCGACCCCACGGGGCUUGCACUCAAAGCCUGACGCGUGGCCAGGCACCAGUGGAGCAGCCUCGCAGUUCAUUCUGCACGACCACGCGCGGCAGAACAGAGGCGCACCCCGACAGCUCGCGAGGUCGAUCUCCGCAUGUACGAAGGAUUGGGUCAAGAGACCCCUUCUCGCAGCAGCGCAAAGACUCGACCCCCCUCCUCGAUCCCAAAAGGCAUGUCCGAUCAGUGGGGUCUUGGCAG